Messenger RNA from Lathyrus oleraceus (garden pea), 1382 nucleotides. Its product is annotated as heat shock 70 kDa protein, mitochondrial. The transcript has a single exon. The record is from RefSeq and is a predicted model, not a curated record. Gene Ontology annotation, molecular function: ATP-dependent protein folding chaperone; ATP binding. Lineage: Eukaryota; Viridiplantae; Streptophyta; Magnoliopsida; Fabales; Fabaceae. The coding region runs from base 374 to 1234 and encodes 286 amino acids.
AGAUGUUGCUUCUUCGUCCUACUCCGCCUUUCGUUCGUUAACAAACGACAGUACUAAGCCUGUAUAUGUUAGUCACAGUUGGUCAAGUUUGUCUCGGUCAUUCAGUUCAAGGCCUACUGGAAAUGAUGUCAUUGGUAUUGAUUUGGGUACAACUAAUUCAUGUGUUUCUGUUAUGGAGGGAAAGAAUCCAAAAGUCAUUGAGAAUUCUGAAGGUGCACGAACUACACCAUCCGUGGUUGCUUUCAACCAAAAAGGGGAGCUGCUUGUAGGUACACCAGCCAAGCGUCAAGCUGUAACUAACCCAACAAACACUCUAGUUGGUAUCAAGCGUCUGAUUGGUAGGCGCUUUGAUGAUGCACAAACCCAAAAAUAGAUGAAAAUGGUUCCAUUCAAGAUUGUUAAGGCUCCCAAUGGAGAUGCAUGGGUUGAAGCUAAUGGACAACAAUAUUCCCCUAGCCAAAUUGCUGCCUUUGUUCUCACCAAGAUGAAGGAAACUGCAGAAUCUUAUCUUGGAAAGACAGUUUCUAAGGGAGUAGUUACUGUUCCAGCUUACUUCAAUGAUGCUCAAAGGCAGGCAACAAAAGACGCUGGUAGAAUUGCAGGUAUUGAUGUGCAAAGAAUCAUCAAUGAGCCCAUUGCUGUCGCACUUUCAUAUGGGAUGAACAACAAGGAGGGUCUCGUUGCUGUUUUUGACCUUGGUGGUGGAACAUUUGAUGUUUCCAUCUUAGAAAUUUCUAAUGAUGUUUUUGAGGUGAAAGCAACAAAUGGUGACACUUUCUUGGGAGGAGAGGACUUUGAUAAUGCCUUAUUGGAGUUUUUGGCGAGUGAAUUCAAGAGGACUGAGAGUAUUGACCUUUCUAAGGAUAGGCUUGCCUUGCAAAGGCUUCGCGAAGCUACUGAGAAAGCUAAGAUAGAACUGUCUUCAACAUCUCAGACAAAGAUAAACUUGCCUUUCAUCACUGCUGAUGCAUCUGGUGCUAAGCAUCUGAACAUCACAGUGACUAGAUCUAAGUUUGAAGCUCUAGUAAAUAACUUGAUUGAAAGAACUAGGGCUCCAUAUCAAAGUUGUUUGAAUGAUGCAAACAUAUCUGUCAAGGAUAUUGACGAGGUUCUUCUUGUUGGAGGGAUGGCCCGUGUGCCUAAAGUCCAAGAGGUGGUUUCAACGAUAUUUGGAAAGCCUCCCAGUAAAGGAGUAAAUCCUGAUGAGGCAGUUGCAAUGGGAGCAGCACUCUAGGUUGGUAUCCUACGUGGAGAUGUUAAAGAGCUACUGAUUUUGGAUGUAACACCCCUCUCUCUGGGUAUUGAGACUUUGGGUGGUAUCUUUACAAGGUUAAUCAACCGCAACACUACUAUUCCUAUAAAAAAGAGUCAGGUCUUUUCAA